UUUCUAUUAGUCAGAUAAGUCACCAUGAAGGCCCUGAUAUUCCUGGCGUUACUUGGAGCAGCGUUUGCUGAGGAUGAAAAGAUCGUCGGAGGUUACGAGUGUCCCAGACACUCCGUUCCAUAUCAGGUGUCUCUGAACGCCGGGUAUCACUUCUGCGGCGGGUCCCUCAUCUCCAGCCAGUGGGUGGUGUCAGCUGCCCACUGCUACAAGUCUCGCAUCCAGGUUCGCCUCGGCGAACACAACAUUGCUGUGAAUGAGGGCACGGAGCAGCUGAUUGAUGGCGCCAAGAUGAUCAAGCACCCGCAGUACAAUAGCUACAAUCUGGACAACGACAUCAUGCUGAUCAAACUGAGCCGCCCUGCCACCCUCAACAGCAACGUCCAGACCGUGUCUCUGCCCUCGCGUUGCCCCGAGGCCGACGAGAACUGCCUGGUGUCCGGGUGGGGCAACACCUCCGCCAACGGAAACAACUUCCCUGACAGGCUGCAGUGUCUGAGGCAGCCCAUCAUCGAUGACCGGAUCUGCAAAAACGCCUAUUCCACCCUCUUCACCGAGAACAUGGUUUGCUCAGGAUUCAUGGCUGGAGGUGCCAGCAGCUGCCAAGGAGACUCUGGUGGUCCUCUGGUGUGUAAUGGUCAGCUGCAGGGAGUUGUAUCCUGGGGUUACGACUGCGCCAUGCAGGGACACCCCAGCGUCUACGCCCGUGUGUGCCGCUACAACAGCUGGAUCAGCACCACCAUGCGCAACAACUAAACACCUACACUCAUACAUUGAUGCUUACAGGCUGACAUUACAACACCAUGAUCA
Molecule: messenger RNA, 807 nt
Organism: Pungitius pungitius (ninespine stickleback)
Lineage: Eukaryota; Metazoa; Chordata; Actinopteri; Perciformes; Gasterosteidae
Product: trypsin-like
Exons: 5
Coding region: 25-753 (242 amino acids)
Biological process (GO): proteolysis
Molecular function (GO): serine-type endopeptidase activity
Source: RefSeq, a predicted model, not a curated record